AGAAAGCGAGUAGAGGUUUCUCUGUUAACUGUGACGUUGCUGUGCUCUGUAUCUCCAGGUCAAUGCAAGGCCCCUGAAAUGUUUUCAUUUGCCAAGCCUGUUAACCCAUCUGAUAAGUCCGAGUUUCCCAUUGGGACAUCUUUGAAGUAUGAAUGCCGCCCAGGUUACAGAGGCAAACCAUUCUUUAUCACCUGCCAAGAAAACUCGGUCUGGACAAACACUGAUGACAAGUGUAGACGUAAAUCAUGUAGUAAUCCUGCAGAGCCUAUAAAUGGCCUGGUGCAUGUAGACACAGACAUCCAGUUUGGAUCAAGAAUUAAUUAUACCUGUAAUAAAGGAUACCGACUCAUUGGUCCCUCCUUUGCUGUAUGCAUCAUCUCAGGCAAUACUGUCACUUGGGAUAAGGAAGCACCUAUUUGUGAGGAUAUUCUUUGUGGGCCACCCCCAGCCAUCGCCAAUGGAAAUUUCUUUAGCACCGACAGAGAAUAUUUUCAGUAUGGAUUGGUGGUGACCUACCGCUGCAAUCUUGGAGACAGAGGGAAAAGGGUGUUUGACCUCGUGGGCGAGCCCUCGAUAUACUGCACCAGCCAUGACGAUCAAGUGGGCGUCUGGAGUGGCCCUCCCCCUCAGUGCAUUAUACCUAAUAAGUGCACGCCUCCAGAGGUGGAAAACGCAGUAAUGGUAUCUGGCAACAGAAGAUUAUUUUCCUUAAAUGAAAUUGUGGAGUUGAGGUGUCAGCCUGGCUUUGUCAUGAAAGGACCCCCCAGUGUGCAGUUAUGUCAGCCACCUCCAGAAAUCCUGCAUGGUGGGCAUACCCUAAGCAACAAGGGCAACUUUUCCCCCGGGCAGGAAGUGCUGUACAGCUGUGAGCCCGGCUAUGACCUCAGAGGGGCUGCUUCUCUGCGCUGUACACCCCAGGNAAUAUGUCAGCCACCUCCAGAAAUCCUGCAUGGUGGGCAUACCCUAAGCAACAAGGGCAACUUUUCCCCCGGGCAGGAAGUGCUGUACAGCUGUGAGCCCGGCUAUGACCUCAGAGGGGCUGCUUCUCUGCGCUGUACACCCCAGGGAGACUGGAGCCCUGCAGCCCCCAGAUGUGCAGUAAAAUCAUGUGAUGAGUUUCUGGACCAACUCCCUAAUGGCCGUGUGCUGUUUCCACUUACUCUCCAGCUUGGGGCAAAGGUGUCCUUUGUUUGUGAUGAAGGUUUUCGAUUAAAAGGCAGCUCUGCUAGUCACUGUGUCUUGGUUGGAAUGGAAAGCCUUUGGAAUAGCAGCAUUCCUGUGUGUGAACAAAUCUUUUGUCCGAGUCCUCCAGCUAUCCCUAAUGGGAGACACACAGGAAAACCUCUGGAAGUCUUUCCCUUUGGAAAAGCAGUACAUUAUUCAUGUGACCCCCACCCAGAUGGAAGGAUGACCUUCCACCUCAUCGGAGAGAGCACCAUUCACUGCACAAGUGACCAUCAAGGGAUAGGGAUUUGGAGCAGCCCUCCUCCCCGCUGUGGACUUCUGGGUCACUGUAAGGCCCCAGAUCAUUUUCAGUUUGCUAAGUUGAAAACCCAAACCAAUGAAUCUCAUUUUCCCAUUGGAACAUCUUUAAAAUAUGGAUGCCGCCCUGAGUAUUAUGGGAGGCCAUUCUCUAUCACGUGUCUAGAAAACCUAGUCUGGUCGCAUCCCAAAGAUGUCUGUAAACGUAAAUCAUGUAGUAAUCCUGCAGAUCCUAUGAAUGGCCUGGUGCAUGUAGACACAAGCAUCCAGUUGGGAUCCAUAAUUAACUAUUCCUGUAAUAAAGGGUACCGGCUCAUUGGUCGCUCAUCUGCUCAGUGUGUCAUCUCAGGCAGUGCUGUACACUGGGACACAGAGCCGCCCACUUGUGAACGUAUUCUUUGUGGGCCACCCCCAGCCAUUGCCAAUGGAAAUUUCUUUAGCACCGACAGAGAAUAUUUUCAGUAUGGAUUGGUGGUGACCUACCGCUGCAAUCUUGGAGACAGAGGGAAAAGGGUGUUUGACCUCGUGGGCGAGCCCUCGAUAUACUGCACCAGCCAUGACGAUCAAGUGGGCGUCUGGAGUGGCCCUCCCCCUCAGUGCAUUAUACCUAAUAAGUGCACGCCUCCAGAGGUGGAAAACGCAGUAAUGGUAUCUGGCAACAGAAGAUUAUUUUCCUUAAAUGAAAUUGUGGAGUUGAGGUGUCAGCCUGGCUUUGUCAUGAAAGGACCCCCCAGUGUGCAGUGCCAGGCCCUAAACAAAUGGGAGCCAGAGUUACCAAGCUGCUCCAGGGUGUGUCAGCCACCUCCAGAAAUCCUGCAUGGUGAGCAUACCCCAAGCAACAAGGAUGACUUCUCCCCUGGCCAGGAAGUGCUCUACAGCUGUGAGCCCGGCUAUGACCUCAGAGGGGCUGCUUCUCUGCGCUGUACACCCCAGGGAGACUGGAGCCCUGCAGCCCCCAGAUGUGCAGUGAAAUCCUGUGAUGACUUCCUGGACCAACUCCCUAAUGGCCGUGUGCUGUCUCCACUGAAUCUCCAGCUUGGGGCAAAGGUGUCCUUCAUUUGUGAUGAAGGGUUCCAUUUAAAGGGCAGUCCCAUUAGUCACUGUGUCCUGGUUGGAACAAGAAGCCUUUGGAAUAACAGUGUUCCUGUGUGUGAACAAAUCUUUUGUCCAAAUCCUCCAGCAAUCCAUAAUGGCAGACACACAGGAACUCCUGGAGGAGAUAUUCCCUAUGGAAAAGAAAUAUCUUACACCUGUGACCAUGACCCAGACACAGGAAUGACCUUCGACCUCAUUGGGGAGAGCACCAUCCGCUGCACCAGUGACAGUCAAGGGAAUGGUAUUUGGAGUGGCCCUGCCCCCCACUGUGAACCUUCUGUUCUUGUAGGUAUAGGAUAUACCAAGAGAUAUUCUCCCAUAACUAACAAGUACUUUGAAUCUGUCCCUUCUAUAGUGUGUCAGCCACCUCCAGAAAUUGCUCAUGGUGAACGUAUCCCAAGGGACAAAGUGGACUUCUCUCCCGGGCAGGAAGUGCUCUACAGCUGUGAGCCCGGCUAUGACCUCAGAGGGGCUGCUUCUCUGCACUGUACACCCCAGGGAGACUGGAGCCCUGCAGCCCCCAGAUGUGCAGUGAAAUCCUGUGAUGACUUCCUGGACCAACUCCCUAAUGGCCGUGUGCUGUCUCCACUGAAUCUCCAGCUUGGGGCAAAGGUGUCCUUCAUUUGUGAUGAAGGGUUCCGGUUAAAAGGCAGCUCUGCUAGCUACUGUGUCUUGGCUGGAAAGAAAAGCCUUUGGAAUAGCAGCAUUCCCGAGUGUGAACAAAUCUUUUGUCCAAAUCCUCCAGCGAUCCAUAAUGGGAGACACAUAGGAACUCCUGGGGGAGAUAUUCCCUAUGGAAAAGAAAUAUCUUACACCUGUGACCACGAUCCAGACACAGGAAUGACCUUCAACCUCAUUGGGGAGAGCACCAUCCGCUGCACCAGUGACAGUCAAGGGAACGGGAUUUGGAGUGGCCCUGCCCCCCGCUGUGAACUUUCUGUUCUUGUAGAGGUAAAAUGUAGCCUUCCACAGUUUAUGAAUGGAAUCCGGAAGAAGUUGGAAAUGAGAAAAAUAUAUCGCUAUGGAGAUAAUGUAACUUUGGAGUGUGAAGAUGGGUAUGCUCUAGAAGGCAGUUUCUGGAGCCAGUGCCAGGCAGAUGACAGAUGGGACCCUCCUCUGGCCAUAUGUACAUCUCGUAAGAGAGACUGUAUUUCCCUUGGUAUGAUCUUUAUUUUAGCCAUCCUUGUUCUCUGUUGGAUAAUUCUAAAGUGCAAAAAUGGCAAGAGUACAGACGAAAAAUCUCAAGAAGAGAUGAUCCAUUUACAUACUCAAAAAGCCAGCUGUGUUCAUUGCCAAACUCUGCAAACAAAUCAGGAAAAUAUCAGGGUCCUUCCUUGACAAAGUACUAGAAAACUGGAGAACACCUUGAAUUAAACGAUGGUUGGAAAGGAGCCAAUUCAUUUCAACAGAGUAAGAUCUGAGAUUCACAAAGUCUUUGAAG
Messenger RNA from Galeopterus variegatus (Sunda flying lemur), 4018 nucleotides. Its product is annotated as complement receptor type 1-like. The transcript has 26 exons. Gene Ontology annotation, biological process: negative regulation of complement activation, classical pathway. Lineage: Eukaryota; Metazoa; Chordata; Mammalia; Dermoptera; Cynocephalidae. The record is from RefSeq and is a predicted model, not a curated record. The annotation marks the transcript as partial.